AUGCAUCGAAUAGUACAGAGGAGACGAGCCGGGCCACUCCGCUCCGUCUGGUCUCUGCUGGGAGCCGUGGCACUGGCACUCACCGCGUCUAGUGCUGUCUUCACUGUAUGGACAUGGAGACAGACCAGAGACCUGACCAGGUCCGUCCAAACUCUGCGCCACCGCCUGGAUCAGGUGAAUUUGCAGCGCAAGGCUAUUGUCCAGCUUUUUUUGGAGAAGAGGGAGCUGGAGGGCCAGCGAGUGAGGAGAUUCAGGAGAGAAGCGGUUGUGGGAAGAGGAAAAUCUGGAAAUGGAAAGAAAGUGGCCUCUCACUUUGAGAUAACCAAAGAUUCCUUUCAAACUGUGGGCAAUGAGGGAAUCAUUAAGGGAUGGACAGAGCAGCAACUCAAUAUGACGCAAGCCGUGCAUUACAAUAAAGAGACUGGCACUUUCAGAGUGGUUCGGCGGGGUGUCUACUUCCUUUACUGUCAAGUGCACUUCAAGGAGCAAAAGAGUCAGUAUGUGAAGCUGGAGGUGUCUGUCCCACAAGGUCCUUCACUGCAGUGCAUGGAAGGCUACAGCACCACUCCAACCACAGGAUUCCAGCAGUUUCACUUCCUUAAGCCUUGCCAAGUUUCUGGCCUGCUCCUCCUGGACAAGGGUGCUGAGCUGAAAGCUGUAACCGGACAACAGUUCACCCUACAGGACACAGGCAAACAUUACUUUGGCCUUUUUAAGAUUAACUAAAGGACCUGCAUCUUCAUUCAGCCUUAUUUACUAUAACGUGUUGGAGGGCUACAGCAUUUAGUACUUACUUGCUGGACACACUGUUGUUGCUGCUGUUGUUAACCAUGCAUCUAUUUUAAAAAACAUUGUUGACAGCGGCACUGGGACUAAGACAAGGAAGGUUUUCUGGCACAUCUGGAAAUAUUUGUGAUGAUUGCAAACACAUUUGUGCCUUAAAUCCAAAAAGAACUUAAUGUUUAAGGAAAGGACAUCAGGACUGCUGGACAGUUUAAUAGCUGCCACUGGAUAGUAUUUCUGGACUUGGAUGUGGACACCUGACCAUAACCUGGGUUGACAUCCCAGCUUCCACCCUUCUGGAAAGGCUUUCCACAAUAGUUGGAAUAGUGUGUCUGUGGGAAUUAGUGUCUUUUUAGUCAAAAGAGCUUUUGUAAUAUCAAAAGGUCUGGUUUGCAAUUAGUGUUCUAGUUAUUUCCAAAAGUGCUCAGUGGGGUUGAGGUUGGGGCUCUGUGCAAGCCACAGAAGUUCCUCCACUCCAAACUCCUCCAACUUUGUGGUUAUAAUCUUCUCCAUGUGCAUCAUUCUGGAACAGUAUAAUUGAUUUUAUAUACCUGUUUGCAAUGAUUUUGUCCAUAUAUUGUACAUAGCUAAGGGCAUUGCCAUAGCAACAUGGCUGCCUUAAAGUGUCAUUGACAAGCUGAAUAGAAGAUUCAGUGUUGGCAGUGACAAAGGCAGGAACAAUCUGAACAGAAGAUUCAGUUAGUGGUGGGACCAGAGGACACAUUGCUUUGUAAAACCAAACAUUAAGAGGAUUCUGAUCAACCAAAUAUGUAUAAAUUAAUACAUUUUUUAAAUACUGAUCCUUACAGACACACCAAACAUUCUUUAAUUAACCUGUUAUUUUCUUCCAUUUUUAUGUUUUACCACCUAUUUAUCCUGGUCAUGGUCGAGGUUAAUAAAGAAGGGCCACUUGCUAAAAUAAAAACAUGAUACUGCAGGAAUUCCCAGUGUUUAAAAAAAGGAGCCAGUGGUCCGGAGGUGGUGGAAAGCCAGCCUAUCAUAUUUUCACACUUUAGUUUGACACUGAGCAAGACCAGACCCCUCAUUUUGACUGCCAGAUCCAUUUAAGUAUAGUCUGGUUAUUUAUAUAUUUUAUUCUAGGUUACAGUACAUUCUGAAAAAAAUGAUAAACACAAGUUUAUUAAUUAUUUUGAUUAACAGGCACCCUGCUAAUAUGAUUAUGGAUGCAAUGUUUUAAUCUGACAUUGCAAUGCAAAAUCUCCACACUAAUAGUACAAUACUAUUACUUAUACUAUUACUAUAUGCAAAUUAGGAUGAAUGACAAACUUGAUUUAUGAUUAUUGGUACAGAGCUAAUUGUAAUUGCACAUAAUUAGAAUAUGACAAUAUACUCCCUUUUUUAAAGAACAUAGAAGACAAAAAAUUAUUACCAUUCUAGUAAUACCAUUCUUUCAGGUUAUUUUCAGCUUCCAUGGUCUUGGUUUUAUAAUUUUUACCAUAUCUGUAGAAUUAGGACUGGUCUUAUAGGGCUAAAAAUAAUUGCCUGAGGGCAUUGCAAACAUGACUUUUAAGUAACUUCUCUUUACUAAACAAACUUUGGUGCAGGUUAGCAUGAAUAGUGGUAUGCUGACAGUAAACCUUUGUAUGAUCUGUAUGUUUUUUGCUGGAUAAGAACUUUGUGAAGUCACACUAUGCUUAUGUUUUUAUACAAUGCACAAUUUUAUAAACUGUUUUUAAUGGUGAAGUUAUAAAUUGUACACAACCUUUAUUGCAUUUAAUCUCACUGUCUAGUCAUGUAUGAAACAGAGUGUUUCAGUUUAAACAAAGUAUGUCAGUGGUUGAGCCUGCUGUAAAUACUGCCCUUACCGCUAAUUAAACCUGAAG
Trichomycterus rosablanca is the source of this 2627-nucleotide messenger RNA. RefSeq names its product TNF superfamily member 12 (gene tnfsf12). Bases 1 to 726 code for a protein of 241 amino acids. Gene Ontology annotation, biological process: immune response. Lineage: Eukaryota; Metazoa; Chordata; Actinopteri; Siluriformes; Trichomycteridae. The transcript is spliced from 6 exons. Gene Ontology annotation, cellular component: membrane. Gene Ontology annotation, molecular function: receptor ligand activity; tumor necrosis factor receptor binding. The record is from RefSeq and is a predicted model, not a curated record.